Amoebophrya sp. A25 is the source of this 3687-nucleotide messenger RNA. Lineage: Eukaryota; Dinophyceae; Syndiniales; Amoebophryaceae. The record is from the annotation of a GenBank genome assembly.
GGUAGGCCGUCCUACUCCAAUCUUGGAUCGGUCUUCCAAUAGCCAAAGGUGAGGGAAGAGACUAUAAAGUCUUUUCUGGUUGAAACGUGAAGAGAAAGAGAUUAGAAUUGAAUUUUUUAGUUCUAGAAGGAACAACGUGCAGCGGUGUCGACAUGCCCAGGAACCGACGCCUAACCUAACGUCGCAUAAGUACAAACCAACAAGAUGACGGCAACAACUACAGUUUCGCUUGCUCCUUGUGUGUUCCCGCGUUUUUUCAGUGGUGGGUCCAGUGCGUCGACUUCAACCGUCAUCAGAACGACCGGAUUUCAACAUGUCUGUUGCACUACGCGAACUGGCUCAACAGAGGUGCAUGGCCAACAGAUACCGAUACGCCGUGGCUACAAGAGUUUCAGUCAGCCUCAGAAGAGUCCAACGCCGCGGUGGGUAAAACGAUUGUUGUUGUUGUCCGAGAAGCAUAGGUCGCCUAGCCGCACGAGAAUCGACGUUUUCUCGGACGAUCCCUCGAAGGGGCCGCAAGCGCUGAACCGACAAAACGACCUCUACAAAGUGUUGCGCGAUGAUCCCUCUUUAGCAACGUCGCAGCGCCACACAGUGCUACAGUCCGUGUUCGGCAGCACAGUCACACCUGUGCCGCCAGAUGAACAGUUGCGACGCGGUUUAGCUCUUGGUGCGGGCACCAGAGCUUUGGGUGCGGGAACUGCUGCAAAUGACGGAGAUGUGAAAGCUUUAACAUCGUCUGGAGUGGGUCGCAAAUCAAAAUCGCUGAGUAGAACGAACGAUCAUGGGCCUCAUGUCGUCUCGAAAACGUCAACAAAUCAAAAGUCUGAUGACCGCGACGAUACGUCUCAAACUCAAGGUCAUCCUCGAGGAGCGAGAGUGACCGAGAGGAUGCGCCAGCAGUUUCUAGUGCGCACACCGACGCACGACGUUUGGACUGCUGAGGAGUGCGCGACCUGGGAUGUCAAGCCGUCGCGUCCGAUACUGGGAUCAGCCAGGACCGGAUUGAUAGGUUAUAAGAUUAUGGUGCACUGUAAUAUUAAUUAUACUGCGUAGUGGAUCUGGUGCGUUAAAUUGAUAUACUUAUAGAUAUUUGCUAGUCUAUCUCGUGUGAGAGUUAGCGUUUGGGCCCUUAACUACUUUGCUGCUCCAAUACGUUCCGGCGUAAAAACAAACGGGAGAGCUUUGCAGACGCUUCCGGCUCGCGAUAUAUUUGAUUAGUUAUCGCGCGGUCUGGCUAUCAUACUACUGGCACUGGCAAGGCUAUGCCUUGUCCUUAAUCAGUCAAAAAUCUAGUCCAUUCACAAUUAAUAUACGGCUCCUUUUAGGUAGUUUGUGUCUAAGUUUAGCUCCAACUAUGUAUAACUACAUGGAGCGAAGACAUAACAUUUAGGAGGAGCACGUGGGGAUGAGCAGCACCUGCAGCGUGUCGUAUUUGAAUCCUGUUUUACUGCUCCUGUAAUCAAUAAUGACACGCAGCCCAUCAAGGACAAUAAAGUUUUUUAUAACGAGUAGAAUCCCAAUUCCGUGGUCGCUGAGGCUCGGGAAGCAGGGUGCACUUCUAAUCAAAUGGGCAUGAUGUGCCUUUACGACGAUUGGGGUCAACGACAUACCAUCACAGUUAUCAAAGUCGAUCGUGCUCGAGUGUGUGCCUCGAAAACGAUUCAAAGUCAUGGUUAUGACUUCCGGACAUCCGUCUCGUCCACAAGCAUCUACUUGGACCUCUCCCUCUCGUGUAAGGGGGAAUAAACGGUAACGGGUACAAGAUGACUUUCGAGAUGGAUUCCCGGAAGCAAGGUCUAACAUGGAUAUUCCGCUGUGCAGAUAGGGAUAGGGUAUAAACCCGUCGAAAGACAACGCAAGAGCGAACUUGGACACUUCAUGAAAGCCGGCGUCGGUCCGAAAGACGUCUUGCAUGUAGAAUUUUGAUACCAAGAUUGAUGUGUUUUCAUGUAUUUGGUAUCCAGCUACUGAUACUUUUCAAUGAAGUUAUCUGACUCCCCCCUACUUUAGAAGUUUACGAGAUGGAGAAACCGAAGAUAACGUGAGUAAUUCAUCUCACAAGAAAAUUUCUAAACCUACCACAGGAAUUUCGAGUGUCUCCGGAUUGCGUCCUACCUGUAGGCCACCGAUUGUCUGUACGACACUUUGUCCCUGGGCAUUAAGACGGGAAUCAUUCCUUGCUCAUAUUUGUAAGCUCUAUUCGAUAAGACGCCGAACCUCGAAGACGCCCCAGUCUGCAUAGAUUCUUGUGCGAGAUUUAUUGUAUUGUAUUGACAAAUGACAUUCCAAGAAGAAAUCGCGUGUCAAGUGUGUACUUCUAGUAGGGCAAAGAAAAGUAUGAGCUCUUGUUUCAACAAGAACGACCUCGUCUAAGGGUGGUGGUGUUUUCUCAGCGGCAUGUCGCAAGCCAGGGGUUGGCAGGGCGUGAUGCGACGAUGGGGCUUCGCUGGAGGACGCAGAGCCAAUGCGGAGAAGCAGCAUCGUGCACCGGGUAGCAUUGGAGUGAAGUUAGGACCUCAUAUUUGUAAUUCAUUUCAUCCAAGUCUCCACAGUAGUGUACGAGCAUCUUCUAGGACUAGGACUAGGAGGUACUUAUCUUCAAGAACAUUUUAGUGUAGAUGUAUGACACAGACGUUCCUCCGGUGUCCUCUGAACGUGUUGUAAGUAUGUAUGACUGCAAGACAAGAGUUGUGCGCCGUGCAUGCCAUUGUCUUCUGUUUCCUUUUUCUUGGAGGUCUGAAGCAAUGGACUCCUGAAGAAACAGAUGUUGUCGACACUGCAAGUAAGAGGUGUCAUCUGAUUGUUCUUAAAGGAAUGCAACAUUUGGAGCUCUAAUGAAGGGUGACUGCAAUGUUUGGAGCGGCAAAAAGAUGGCCGGGCACAUGGGACCUGAUCCGCGUUGCAUGAAUGUCAAAAUAUUUCGGAUAGACGCGAGGUAGUGAUCAUAAAGUUGUUGGUUUCUGACAGAUUAUUUAGCGUUUGAGAAACUACAAAUCUGAUUGAUGGUCAUUUUCAUUAGGACAAAAUAGAGAUUGUGGCUUGUAGGAGGCAAAUCAACAUUAUCAUUCGCGUUUUUACCAUAAAAAUCCUCAGGCGCGACCUUCUUUUUCUACGUGCCACCGUGCCUGGGCGCAAAGGGGCGGUGGUGAAGAUUUCCGACGGGCGGGCAAAGACUGGCCUGAAGAACGCACACAUUAAAUUACCCUACCCGACUUUCUGUCCUGAACCUGGUGUACGAUACCCCUGCGUGAUGGACCAGCCGGUGAAGCAGUACGAUCCAUUUCUAUAUCCAGAUAUACCAUUUUACCAACCAGACGAUUAAGCAAGCACUGCGAAGGCAUUUUACUACCUCGGAUGGAAAAAUUUUUGGCGCAGAAGUAUCAAUGUUUAUGCAUAAUUAUUACGUGUUGAGAUAUUAUCAAUGAGGGGAAGGGGUUGUUAUAGUGGUAGGGACGACUCACCCUGCUGAACAGGGAGUCGUGACUUCUUCGCAGUUAUGAUUAUUAUGUUGCAGGAGCGACCACACACAUAAUGAAUGAGUUGCAUGAGAGGGAACUGCAGGCUACCACUGAUUGACACCUGAGGACGAAGAUAAAUUAGUCUGGAAGCACCACAUGAAUAUAACAAAAAUGGAUCUUUUCAUGAUAUAAUCAAUCUUCUCUGCGGGAAACAGGUGGAUGUGAU